UUAUAAAAAUAAAUAGAGGGCAAAAUUUAACAAUCCCUCAAAAAUAUAAAAAAGUUAUACAUAACGGUUUUAAAUUAUGUUAAUUACCAAAUAUUCCUCAAUACCAGUGAUAGUUUAUUUAUUUUCUUCUGUGAGUGGGUGUUUCAACUCCGGAUGGGACUUCCUGCUGGAAGAUUUGUUCGCUGACGUUUGCCCGCUGCUGGCCAGCACAACGACGAUUGUCAAAGAUCUACUCUUCUCUAAUGUUAUCGAAGACGACUGUCCUAUCACUAAAGAUUUAAUAUCGGACAGCAUGCGAUGUGGUCGUGAGUUGUCGCGGGCGGCGAGGAAAAGGGCUAACCAGCUCAUCAAAAAUGGCGUUAGUUUAGAGACCAGCUCGCCCGCCCUUCUCCACUUCUUCUCCUCCAAAUUACCGAAUGACGUUAAGAAGUCAGCAGAAGUGUCCCACGAAUUACUGGCCGCAACGAAGCUUAUGCAGAUGAAAUUGAGCACUGAAGUCACUCCAAACACGUUCAUUUCGUUCUUGGAGAAUCACUGCGUUCGUCCACAUGAGAUUUACUGUAAGCCUGUGAGUGUGAGCUGCAUCGGCUCCGGCAAGUACCGCAGCAUCGACGGCACUUGUAACAACGAGAAGCACCCGGCUUGGGGCCGCCGCGGAGCGCCUUUUACUCGCAUCACCGCUCCGAGAUACGCUGACGGAAUAUAUGCAAUGCCAAAAUCAAGAAGCAGCUGCCCGUUACCCAAUCCGAGGUUAUUGUCAACUGGAUUGUUCACCGAUCGUCCCGUCGCCAGCAACGUGCUCUCGUAUCUCUCUAUGCAGUGGGGACAAUUCAUCACUCACGACCUCGUGUUCCAAACUAUGGAAGUAACUGACGAAGGCGGCAUUCAGUGCUGUUUAGGAAACGGCCGGGACAUCCUCCCUCAGGACAUGUUGCACGACAAGUGCAUUCCCAUUUGCAUCCCUGAAGACGACCCAUUCUACAGCAAGCAGGGAGUGAAAUGCCUCAACUUUGUGAGAAGUGUAACCACGCCAAGGGACGAUUGCAGUUUGGGACAUGCAGAACAGAUGAAUACCGUAACAAGUUAUCUAGAUGGGUCACCUAUUUAUGGAUCCGACCCUAAAAUAGCAUCAAAGUUGAGAACUAGAUGCGGAGGUAGACUACGAGAAGACAAAAAGAAAAAAGGAAAGAGAGGGUUUCUUCCCUCCGUUGACGAUAAACUAGCAGUUUGCGAUUUGAGAAACAUUUCGGAACCCUGUUACUUGGCUGGUGAUACCAGAAUAAAUCAGACACCGACCCUAGCUGUGUUACACACGCUACUGCUGAGAGAACACAAUCGAGUCGCUGAUAUCUUGAGCAACCUCAACCCACUUUGGAACGAUGAGAAGCUCUACCAGGAAGCCAGGCGGAUCGUUAUUGCGGAAAUUCAGCAUAUUACUUAUCAGGAGUGGCUGCCUCUGAAUUUCGGAGAAGGCUACCUUCGCUAUUACAGGAUAUCCCCGACCUCCCUCUACAACAGAGACUACAACGAAGACGUGAAUCCUGGGGUGAUAAACGGUUUUGGGGCUGGAGCCUUCCGGUUCCUCCACACCAUCAUCCCGGAUUCCAUCAUGACGUGCCCCGCGUCUUACCAGUCCGCGUAUAUGUACAAGUUGAGCGACCACUACUUUAACCCAUAUCUGUUGGAGUCAUCAGCGGAGUCGUUUAACGAUAUACUCAGAGGUAUAGUGACCCAGCGGGCGGGGGAGGCGGACUCCCACUGUACAGGAGAAAUAACGAACAUGCUGUUCAAAUCUCAUAACAAAUGGGGGUUGGACCUCAUCGCUAUGGACAUACAGAGGGGAAGAGAUCACGGCAUUGGGUCUUACAAUGAUUUUAGAGAAACCUGUGGUUUGCGAAGAGCUAAGAGUUUCCAAGACUUAGCUGGUGAGAUCCCACAAGAUCGCAUUAACUUGCUAACAAAAUACUACGAGCACGUCGAUGACAUAGAUCUUUUCGUCGGAGGCUCUUUGGAGAGUGACAUCCAGGGUUCGAUUCUGGGACAGACCUUCCAGUGUAUAGUCGCAGAGCAGUUCUAUCGCACAAGGAUCGGAGACCGAUUCUUCUAUGACAACAGCGAAAUGCCACAUUCAUUUACACCAGAACAACUAAAAGAAAUUAAGAAGGCGUCUAUGGCACGGCUAAUUUGUGACAACAGUGACGUCAGAUAUGUUCAGAGGAGGGCGUUUGAGCUGGAGACGAAAUACAACCCCAAAUACAGCUGCGAGGACUACGACGCCAUACCAUAUGUCGACUUGACCGCGUGGAAGAGACCCAAAUACGAAUUAUACGACUGAGAAUAAUUAUAUAGUCCGGUCGCGGAGCACGGAGAAAUUCGUACAUCGAACGUAUAUUAAGUAUGUUUUACUGGCACACGAAUGUACUGGGUGCUAAAAGCUAUUACGUACCCUCAGAUAAAAGAAGGGUGCUCACCUUGAAUCUACAGCAUGACUGGUGAGACAUGUUCAAUACUCGAGGACGUGAUAUUCGG
This is a messenger RNA of Aricia agestis (brown argus), 2529 nucleotides long. Its product is annotated as peroxidase-like. Gene Ontology annotation, molecular function: peroxidase activity; heme binding. The coding region runs from base 77 to 2335 and encodes 752 amino acids. The record is from RefSeq and is a predicted model, not a curated record. The transcript is spliced from 13 exons. NCBI's taxonomy places the organism in Eukaryota, Metazoa, Arthropoda, Insecta, Lepidoptera, Lycaenidae. Gene Ontology annotation, biological process: response to oxidative stress.